AUGAUAGUUUCGGUUCAGAAUCUGGUUCUGAUAGCGGUGGAUCGUUUUGGAGCAGUCGUAUUUCCACUCCGUUCGCCACUCAUCAGAUCUAAGCUGUGUCCGUUCUUCAUUUCCGCCACGUGGAUAGUCGCAGCGGCUUUCAUUUGGCCACAUUUGUUCACCUACCAACUCAUUGAAUACUCAGGGGAAAUAUUGUGCGAGAUGAGAUGGACGAAAGCAUUCGGAGAGUCCUCGUCCGUUGCCGAUUACAUAUUAGCAGCGACUAUUCUGUUUACAUACAUCCCUGUGAUGGUGUUAGUCUUUCUUUACUCUAUCAUCAUCAUCAAGCUCAAGACACAGGCACAUCCCGGUGAACAGUCCGCGAACAUACAGCAACAGAGGAACAAACGAAACAGAAACGUCCUUCACAUGUCUAUUGCCAUCGUAUUAGUGUUUGUGUCUCUACUAACAGUUUAA
Molecule: messenger RNA, 456 nt
Organism: Porites lobata
Lineage: Eukaryota; Metazoa; Cnidaria; Anthozoa; Scleractinia; Poritidae
Source: the annotation of a GenBank genome assembly